AAAGGUGAUUAGAGAUUCUGUUGGACGACUAUCUUUCCUUCUACCAGCAAUAUUUUAUCUAUGGAUACUUUUCUUCGUCUCCUCAUCCAAAUAAUAUUCCUUUUUCUAAUACCAUUUAUCUCCAUAUAUCUGUGCUUUUUCAAACAGAGGAGGCUAAAACUUCCUCCUGGUCCUAUGAGGCUACCCAUCAUUGGAAACCUCCACCAGUUGCUAGGCAACUCAUUGCCCCAUCAAACAUUAGGGCGACUUUCUCACCAAUAUGGACCACUCAUGUUUUUGCAACUCGGGUGCAUACCAACUCUGGUGGUCUCAUCUGCUGAAGUGGCUAAAGAAAUCUUCAAAACUCAUGAUAUUAUCUUCUCUGGAAGACCGGUCUUGUACGCUGCUAAAAAGAUCGGCUACAACGGUUCCGCUGUCGCAUUUGCUCCUUAUGGCGAUUACUGGCGCGAGAUGAGAAAGAUUGUUAUCUUAGAACUUCUUGGUCAAAAGAGAGUUCGGGCUUUUCAGGCUGUGAGGGAAGAAGAGGUCAGAACUUUCAUUAAUACUAUAACUAGUACGGCUACUUCUUUGAAUUCUGGUAUCGUUAAUCUUAGCGAACUCACACUUACUUUGGCGAAUAACGUUGUUUGUGGAGUUGCUUUUGGAAAGAAGUACAGUGGCUCUGAUGAUCGUGAAAAUGGGAGGAGUAGAUUUCGUGAGUUACUUCAUGAAACGCAGAAUGUACUUGGUGGGUUUUGCAUGGCUGACUUUUAUCCAGGGUGGUUGACUUGGGUUAACAAGUUCAAUGGUCUUGAACGAAGGGUUAACAAGUGUUUUAAAGACUUGGAUAACUUUUAUGAUGAAGUAAUUGAAGAGCAUCAUCAUUUUGAUCCAGGUCAAACCAAACAUGAAGAUGUUGUUGAUGUUCUACUUCAACUUCAGAAUGAUCCAAACCAAGCCUUAAAAAUCAACAACGACCAAAUCAAGGGUGUUAUAGCUGACUUAUUCAAUGCUGGGACUGAUACAACAUCAGCAGCACUAGUAUGGAUAGUGGCAGAGCUGAUUCUGAAUCCAAAAGCCAUGAAAAGAGCACAAGAAGAGGUGAGAGAAGUGGCCAAAGGAAAAGGGUUGGUAGAGGAAAGCCAACUUUCGAAACUGAGCUACAUAAAAUUAGUCAUCAAAGAAGGGUUCAGGCUCCACCCACCAAUUCCAUUACUAAUUCCAAGAGAAACGACAGAGUUUUGCAAAGUAAAAGGGUACGACAUUCCAUUAGGAACAAGGGUUUUUGUCAACGCAGGAGCGAUCGGAAGGGACUUGACGUACUGGGAGAAGCCAAACGAGUUCUGGCCCGAAAGAUUCAUAGAUAGCUCAAUUGACUAUAGAGGAAAACAUUUUGAGUUGUUGCCGUUUGGAGUUGGAAGGAGAGGGUGUCCUGGGAUUAACUUUGCUGUGGUGCUGAUUGAGCUUGCACUUGCUAAUCUAUUGUGUCGUUUUGAUUGGGAGCUUCCCAAUGGAAUGAACAGAGAGGAUUUGGAUAUGGAUGAAGUAUUUGGUCUGACUAUGAAUAAGAAAAUUCCUCUAUGCCUAGUUGCUAAGGUGGUUAAUGCUUGAGUACAAAGAUAAGAACUAAUAUUUCGUACAUGUCACCAUCUUCACAAGAUUCUGAUCAAUUGGCUUAUUCUGUUUAGUUAGGAAAAGAAAACCAGUUAUAUAAUGCUAUGAAAAUAGUACUAGCCUUGCCGUGUAUGUUUGCAAUUAUUUUUAAUUGACUAUUGUGAUUGCAAGUUGUUUUUGUCUGGUCGAA
Molecule: messenger RNA, 1783 nt
Organism: Humulus lupulus (European hop)
Lineage: Eukaryota; Viridiplantae; Streptophyta; Magnoliopsida; Rosales; Cannabaceae
Product: cytochrome P450 71A9-like
Exons: 2
Coding region: 61-1590 (509 amino acids)
Molecular function (GO): iron ion binding; monooxygenase activity; heme binding
Source: RefSeq, a predicted model, not a curated record